CUUUAUCUAAUUUCCUUUAUCUUAAUCUAUUAAAAUCUAAAAAUAUAUGGCAUGCAAUUCUGUAGCCUGCCUGACGGUUUUGCCUGCAAAAAUGGGUAUCCUUGGGCUACUACCUUGAUCAAAACUUGAAUUUUCUUUACCUGUCGUCCGCAAUAGCAUCUUCUCCCUUCCAAUCUUUUAAUUGUUUGCCAUAUCCUCUCAUUGAGGUAAAUUAAUACCUUCGGUUUCGACUUCCUUCACCGUGUUCUCCCUUCCUAUUUGUGUGCAUACGCGUCCAUGUGCAUCGCCGAGAUCUCCACGCACGCAAACCUCGUACUCCCUUCGUAUAACCUCGCGGCGGCGCCGACGACUGACGGGCACUCGUGUCACCGGAACCAUCAUCAACCUCCCGAUCAACCCGCGCGCUCGCCGGCGCCCGGAUCCUAGCCGGGCUGACUUUCUCACGCGCGCGCGCACGCGCGCACAUGGCCGCGCCGCCGCAGCCGCUGCCCGUGACACGCGCCGCCGCCAAUGUCGGCGGCGGCGGCGCCGCUCAUGACCACCAGCAGCAGGGUCACGGCGGCGCGGGUGCGGAGGUUCGGAGGGCGGCCAAGGCGCUGCUGUUCCUGGUGGCCCUCGCGCUCCCGUGCCUCGUGCUGUACCACCGCGCCGUCGUGACGCCGGGGGACCUGCUCGGCGCCGCUGCCAUGCCGUGGCGGCGCGCCGCACUACGUGACGCCGACGCCGCGGAGGACCUGGACAGCGAGGACGCGAGGCUGGAGCGAGUCCUGACGGCGGCCGCGAUGCCCAACGACACGGUGAUCCUGACGACGCUGAACUCGGCGUGGUCGGAGCCGGGCUCCGUGCUGGACGUGUUCCUGGAGAGCUUCCGGUCCGGCGAGAGCACCAGGGAGCUGCUGGACCACCUCGUCAUCGUGUCGCUGGACACGACGGCGCACGCGCGCUGCAGGCAGGUGCACCGCCACUGCUUCGCGCUCGUCACGGACGGCGUCGACUUCUCCGGGCAGAAGAACUUCAUGACCGACGGCUACCUCAAGAUGAUGUGGAGGAGGAUCGAUUUCCUCAGGAAAGUUCUUGAGAAAGGCUUCAGCUUCGUGUUCACGGACACGGACAUCGUGUGGUUCAGGAACCCGCUGCCGCACUUCUACCCGGACGGGGACUUGCAGAUCGCGUGCGACCACUUCACCGGCGACCCGAGCGACCUGAGCAACGCGCCCAACGGCGGCUUCGUGUACGUGCGGUCCAACACGGAGACGACCGAGUUCUACAGGUUCUGGUACGCGGCGAGGGAGCGCCACCCGGGGCUGCACGACCAGGACGUGCUCAACGCCAUCAAGCGCGACCCCUACGUGGCCGAGCUCGGCGUCCAGAUCAGGUUCCUCAGCACCGAGCUCUUCGGCGGCCUCUGCGAGCCGAGCCGGAACAUGAGCAGGGUCUGCACCAUGCACGCCAACUGCUGCAUCGGGCUGCGACGCAAGAUCAGCGACCUCAACGCCAUGCUCCAGGACUGGAGGAGGUUCAGGGAGCUGCCGCGCGACGACAACCACUCGGUUUCCUGGACCGUGCCGCGCAACUGCAGUCUUCAGAAACUGGAGGGGGGUAGUUGAAGAGGAAGCUGUUUUUCAGCUUGUCAAAUGUUCAGACUUCGUUCUUCAGAACAUGGAUGGAUGGAUGGAUGGAUGAUGUAGUAAGCAAAAGAUGUAUGGG
This is a messenger RNA of Sorghum bicolor (sorghum), 1707 nucleotides long. RefSeq lists its product as uncharacterized. The transcript has 4 exons. The coding region runs from base 465 to 1607 and encodes 380 amino acids. Lineage: Eukaryota; Viridiplantae; Streptophyta; Magnoliopsida; Poales; Poaceae. The record is from RefSeq and is a predicted model, not a curated record.